AUGGCCCAUGCUGAGAGAAAUUACUUUGGCAGUGCAGUAGAGCCGAAAUCACUGUAUGGCUGCUGCGCCGCACAGUGCCCAACAAGUGACCGGGUGAAAGCGACGACACAAGAGUGCCUCCGGGAGUACAGCAUCCAGAAGGUAUAUGUGGACAGGAGCGAGCGGCGACUAUACUCUGGCGUCGAUAUAGAAAUACUCAGAGCAUACUGCAGUGCAUACUUGGAGGCCUUUAAUUGUGUACGUCAGCUUCUCCAGUCCUGUCCGACCUCUCAUCAUGCCGACCUCAAGACCGCACUUGCACCAUUUGCAGACGAUCCUGAGUUGACAGAGCUGUGCAAAACGCAUCGCCUUUAUGAACUGUACGCCCAGUAUAUAAUGUAUUUCUCGGAUCGAGGCAAGAAGUCGGACUGGUGCUUCGACAGCUCCAGUCAAUGUUCGAUAUAUUGCAGUCCUGACAUCGGAUUACGUUUAUUUUUAAUAUGAAUUUUUUAUUCAUGUAAUGGUUUCUACUAACAUAAAUUACAAUUGGGUAUAUCCACCAUAGGCGUAUUGUUAUUUAAUAAGCCUAAAGGUAUAUUAAAUUUGUUUUAUGUUUCGUAUACUGAUAUAAAAAUCGAACUUGUAACAGUGCCUUAUGCAUUAUAAACACAAAUGUGUUGUUCGGUAUGAAUAUGAACGGAGGGUAUGUAAAAUAUGAUUAUCUAAAAUGAGUUUCAUUUUGGUCUCAUUAUGUGGACAUUUUGUACAUAAAUGAAAGUCGUCAUUGACCACACUUGGCGACAUAAGUGUCACACAGAGCAGUUUUCCAGUUACAAAAUACUAUUAUACGAUACAACUUGGUGAUUUAUCGUCAUCAGAUGAAGAAAUCAUUCACUUUUUUUCUUUUAAUAAUAUAUGUAUGAUUUGAUAAAACCAAAUAUGCACACUGUAUACAUGAAUUUCGAUUGUUUUCGAAAAUAAUUUGUAUCGAUUUCAAGUGUUGUACAAUGGUUUGUUUUCUUAGUAAUGGCUGUUUGACGCUUAUCAUAACUGCCCAUAACUAAUUAAUUACAAAUGUAAUUAAUUAAGCAAAAUGUGUUUAUAUUUACUUUAUAUAUUUUAUAUUAUGAUAAACGGUAAUAUGUGCUUAAUGGGGCUUUAUCGGCUGCACAUUUAAAUAUGCACACGUACCUUAAGUUUUGAUUUACAUAUUCAUAUCUUAGUUAUUGUAUCAU
This is a messenger RNA of Dreissena polymorpha, 1214 nucleotides long. RefSeq lists its product as uncharacterized. Bases 1 to 483 code for a protein of 160 amino acids. The transcript is spliced from 4 exons. The record is from RefSeq and is a predicted model, not a curated record. Lineage: Eukaryota; Metazoa; Mollusca; Bivalvia; Myida; Dreissenidae.